Messenger RNA from Populus nigra (black poplar), 1604 nucleotides. RefSeq lists its product as uncharacterized. The coding region runs from base 167 to 1225 and encodes 352 amino acids. Gene Ontology annotation, biological process: protein phosphorylation. Gene Ontology annotation, molecular function: protein serine/threonine kinase activity; ATP binding. The transcript has 6 exons. The record is from RefSeq and is a predicted model, not a curated record. Lineage: Eukaryota; Viridiplantae; Streptophyta; Magnoliopsida; Malpighiales; Salicaceae. Gene Ontology annotation, cellular component: cytoplasm.
UCGACAAAAUAAAAAAUAAAAUAAGCAAGUAAAAAUUUACUUCGUUUUUCCAUUCAGAGAACCAAAGAACCCAGAGAGAGGAGAGAGUCCAAGAUCCACUCUCCUCCGCUCUUUUACAUUUACACACACACACACACAGAGAAGGAGAGGAGAGAGAGAGACAGAGAUGGGGUGCUCUUUUUCGGGGCUGAAUGCAUUAUACGACGCCGUUAACGGAGGAGGAGAUGUGUGGAUCAACGAGAACAGAUUCAGGAUCGUGAGGCAGCUAGGUGAAGGUGGAUUUGCCUAUGUUUACUUGGUUAAGGAGGUGGUCAACGUCUCUUCUCCUGCUUCUAGUGGUGGUCGUGCUGCUGUCGGCGGUGGCCUCUCUAAAAAAGUCAAGGACAAAUCCCAUCUCUCUGUUGAUGGAACUUAUGCUAUGAAGAAAGUUCUUAUUCAGAAUAAUGAGCAAUUGGAAUUGGUGCGGGAAGAGAUUCGCGUUUCUUCAUUAUUCAAUCACUCCAAUCUGCUUCCUCUUCUUGAUCAUGCUAUUAUUUCCGUUAAGGCCACUCAAGAAGGAUCUUGGAACCAUGAAGCAUAUUUGUUAUUUCCGGUUCACUUGGAUGGAACCUUACUGGACAACUCUGCUGCUAUGAAAUCUAAAAAGGAAUUUUUUUCUACCACAGAUGUUCUUCAAAUAUUUCGGCAGCUUUGUGCAGGAUUGAAAAAUAUGCACAAUCUUGAUCCUCCAUAUGCACACAAUGAUGUCAAACCUGGUAAUGUUCUCCUGACACAUAGGAAAGGACAAUCACCUCUUGCUAUAUUGAUGGAUUUUGGGAGUGCUCGACCUGCAAGGAAGCAAAUUCGAUCUCGCUCAGAGGCACUACAGUUGCAGGAAUGGGCGUCCGAGCAUUGUUCAGCACCCUUCAGAGCUCCUGAGUUGUGGGAUUGCCCGAGCCAUGCAGACAUUGAUGAGAGAACUGAUAUCUGGUCACUUGGAUGCACACUAUAUGCAAUAAUGUAUGGAGUAUCUCCAUUUGAAUAUGCACUUGGAGAGUCUGGAGGAAGCCUUCAAUUGGCCAUUGUAAAUGCACAGAUAAAGUGGCCAGCUGGACCCAAACCUCCAUAUCCAGAAGCUCUUCAUCAGUUCGUGACAUGGAUGCUUCAGCCUCAGGCAGCGGUCCGCCCUCGCAUUGAUGAUAUUAUAAUUCAUGUUGACAAGCUGAUCUCAAAGUUUUCAAAUUGAGAUAAUAAUAUAGAACAUAAAGAAUAUUACAUUGGGAAUGCAGCGGAUGCUUGUGCAGCUCAGCAACUUCCAAUACUCCUGUGAUUGUGGAUGUUUAAAAUAUUCAAGUGAAAUGGCAGUGAAAACAAGCAGUGGCAGUUCCUUGUUCGAAGGGUUACAGAGAUGAUUCCUUUUUGGCAGUAGCUGUCAGUUUGUGCAGGGGCUUAAUUUCAGUGUAUCGUUAUCUGUUUAAUUGUACAAUCUGUAAUUUAUGGAACUGGAUAGUCUUUUGCACACAAAUAUUCAAUUUUUUUUGUUGAAAGAUAAUAAUUGGUGACAGGUACUAGCUUGAUAUUUGUGGGACGUGGCAUUUUGGAUGAAAGGGCAGAUGUUUCUCCUA